Molecule: messenger RNA, 1060 nt
Organism: Hevea brasiliensis (rubber tree)
Lineage: Eukaryota; Viridiplantae; Streptophyta; Magnoliopsida; Malpighiales; Euphorbiaceae
Product: transcription factor MUTE
Exons: 3
Coding region: 323-853 (176 amino acids)
Biological process (GO): positive regulation of DNA-templated transcription; stomatal complex development; guard cell differentiation
Cellular component (GO): nucleus
Molecular function (GO): protein dimerization activity; DNA-binding transcription factor activity
Source: RefSeq, a predicted model, not a curated record
AUGAAGAAAUACAGGAAGUUAAGAAACACCUACCUUCCCCCUUGUUUUAACUCACGCAGGUCAUGUAAGUGACCCAAGGUAAUAAACGUGAGAUGUAAUAUCUACACAAGAGAGAGAGAGAGAGAGAGAGAGAUGGCAAGUGAGUGACCAAGAACCUCACGGGACUGCAACAUAGAGCAUUUAAUAUCCAACCGAGAAAGUGAUUUUUGGAGUCUCAUUCUUAGUUUCCUGCCCUAUAAAUAGACAAGACUCUUGAAAACCUAACAGCGAGACCUAAACAGAGAACAUAUAUAUAUAUAUAGUCUUGUUUUGAACCAGAAAGAUGUCUCACAUAACUAUAGAAAGAAACCGGAGAAGACAGAUGAAUGAGCAUCUCAAGGUCUUACGUUCCUUGACCCCUUGUUUCUAUAUCAGAAGGGGGGACCAAGCAUCUAUAAUAGGGGGUGUUAUAGAGUUUAUAAAAGAAUUGCAUCAAGUUCUGCAGGCUCUGGAGUCCAAGAAACGAAGGAAGAGUUUAAGCCCUAGUCCUAGCCCUAGCCCUAGGCCACUGCAGCUAAUUACUCUUCAGCCUGAUCAGAGCCCCCCCCAUGGGCAAGAAAAUGUUAAGGAACUAACCGCAUGCUCCAACUCUUCAGUUGCGGAUGUGGAAGCAAAGAUUUCGGGAUCAAACGUGAUCUUGAAAAUAUUAUCGAGGCCAAUGCCAGGUCAAAUUGUGAGGAUAAUCAAUAUCUUGGAAAAACUUUCCUUUGAGGUCCUUCAUCUGAACAUAAGUAGCAUGGAAGACACUGUUCUCUACUCCUUUGUCGUCAAGAUUCUGUGGAGAAGUACUUGUCAGGCUCACUUUCAUUGGUAGACCCUACACUUAAUUGCCUAGCCAACACGUACACUGACAAGGUCCUCUGUACGUCUCAAGUGCACAACAUUAAUUAUUUCACCACUUCUCCGUAAAACGUUUAUAGGAAUUUUCUUGUUAGUAAUAAUGCAUGGUUUCUUUUCUUUAAUAGUAUAGUAACUGCAGGUUGAUGAAAUAGUUGUAUCUUACGUACCUUUGGUUAUAAAU